Diaporthe amygdali is the source of this 1296-nucleotide messenger RNA. RefSeq lists its product as uncharacterized. Gene Ontology annotation, molecular function: zinc ion binding; DNA-binding transcription factor activity, RNA polymerase II-specific. Lineage: Eukaryota; Fungi; Ascomycota; Sordariomycetes; Diaporthales; Diaporthaceae. The coding region runs from base 1 to 1296 and encodes 431 amino acids. The transcript has 2 exons. Gene Ontology annotation, biological process: regulation of DNA-templated transcription. The record is from RefSeq and is a predicted model, not a curated record.
AUGGCUACCGCUACUAAACAACGCCAGCCUCGCCUUCGAGCAUCUUGUGACGGAUGCUUCCUCGCCAAAGUCAAGUGCUCCAAGGCAAGGCCAAUAUGUUCCAGAUGCCUCACCUGUGGCAUAGAAUGUCGAUACUCGCCAUCAAGCAGAGCGGGAAAGCCGAAGGCUUCGGAGAGCUCCAAGGAACAACCAGUACGCCAAGAUUCAGCCGGAAGCCCCACAGUCCCCAGCAAUAACAACAACAAUAACAACAUGAUGUAUGGCAUCCCCGCUAGCAUGCCGGGCAUGUAUGAGUUCGAGGGAGGCUGGGUCACCCCACCCACCAGCAUUGAUGGAUCUAUGAGCCGUACCCAUUCAAUAUCAUCUGGUCUCGCAUUCAUAGGAGUCGAUGGCAGCCCGCCAGCGAAUGUGGACCCCAGCAUGGCCACUGAAAUGUAUGGCCCUGGAAUACCGUGGACACCACCGAGUGAGAUACCUGCUUCAUUCACCGACACCACUCUCACAAACAACAUUGCGAACGAUCACAGCCAUCGUCGUUCCCAAUCUUACGACAUGGGUGGAGGCACUAUGGGUUGGGUGGAAGCAAAAGGGACAGAGCUUUUCGCUUUCAACCAGGUUUCGACACCAACAACAAGCAUGGCGCCAAACUGCUUUCCCAGCCCGACAGUGACACCUCAUCAUAGACAAACUUCGCCGAGGUCAAAGUCAACGCCAUCCAACUCAGCGGGCGGCUCUUGCACGUGUUUUACAGUGUGUCUGCAGUCGCUGCAGGCUCUACAUAAUGCAUCUUCUCCUGCGGCCCCGCCCUUUGACUUGGUGCUUUCCCUCAACCGGAAAGCAGUUGAGGGGUGCGCAGCUAUGCUAGCCUGCACACGAUGCAUGAGGAGAUCAGGUACUCACACAGCUGCCAUGCUGCUGGCGACGGUCAUAGGCACCAUUACAUCUUUCUACAAGAAUGCCUCACAAUCUUAUUUCGAUCAUGAGGGGCCGUCAAACGGCCAUAUGACGGCGCAGAUUCCCAUCCCGUCGAUGACAACAAGCAACGGUAUGACGGGGCUCGGCGUGAGUCUCGGCGCCUACACGGUCAAUAGCGAGGACAGCCGCUGGUUGGAGCUCGAGAUCCUCGCACGUGAGCUUCGGAAGCUCGAAGAGGUGUAUGCGAAUUUCCGGGAGGUGUGCUCGGAGUUGUCAGAGGACCCCGAGGUCAGCAAGGCGAUGCUCGGGUAUCUGGGCCAGAACUUGGGAUCUACAAUGCAAGUUGUCACGCAUCGGAAGGGCGACAUUCAUUUCUCGUGA